UGCACUAGAGAAGUGAUUGAGACACAGACAGAGGUUUAGUCUUGAUUUCUUCUUCUUUGUGUUGAUUCUUCUCCUCUUAAACAGACAGAGAAACUCCUGCUGAAGCGACUGAGCUCCACUAUUAUAAAGAUGGCCUUUAUUAAAGAGGAGAGUGAAGACCUGAAGAUUGAGGACACAUUCAGAGUCAAACAGGAAGAUCCUGAGCAGCUAACAGAGCUGAUGGAGCUGAAAGAGGAGACUGAACUACUCCAUGAAGAAGAAGAGAAAGAUCAAUAUAAGAAGCGUCUUGGCUUCAAAACUGAAGAAACAUCUUUUAGUUGCUCAGACACUAAGAAGACUUCCUCACAGAAAAGAACCCAAAGAACCAGAGAUGAAAAGUCUUUCCUCUGCCAACAGUGUGGGAAGAGUUUUAAGCAACAUGGGCAACUUAAGGUCCACACGAGGAUUCACACUGGAGAGAAACCUUACUCCUGCCAAGAGUGUGGAAAGAGUUUCAGUCAAUCUUCUUCACUUAAAAUCCACAUGAGGAUUCACACAGGAGAGAAGCCUUAUACCUGUGAGGAGUGUGGAAAGAGUUUCAGACAAAGUAAAAGCCUUGUUGCACACAGAAGAGGUCACACUGGAGAAAAGCCUUACACAUGCAAACUGUGUGGAAAGAGCUUCAGUCAAGCUGAAGGGCUUGGAAUCCACAAGAGAAUUCACACUGGAGAAAAACCCUUCACCUGCCAAGAGUGUGGGAAGAGUUUCAGUAGAAAAGAAACCCUUAAAUACCACUUGAUAGUUCACUCUGGAGAGAAGAUUUUCACCUGCAAACAGUGUAGAAUACGUUUCACUCAGAAGGUCAGCUUUAAGAAACACAUUUUAGUUCACAAUAGUGAGAAGCCUUUCACCUGCAGUCAGUGUGGAAAGAGUUUUGAUCAAGAAGAACAUCUUAAAGUUCAUAUUAGAGUUCACUUAAAACAGAAGCGCUUCACAUGCUCUCACUGUGGAAAGAGGUUCUAUGAUAAACAACGCUUUGAAGACCACAUGAGGAUUCACAAUGGAGAGCAACCCUACACGUGCACUCACUGUGGAAAGAGUUUCAGCUACAAAGGUAGCAUGAAUGCCCACAUGAGAAUCCACACUGAGCAAAAGUCUUUCACCUGUGACCAAUGUGGGAAAAAUUUCAACCAAAUAGGACACCUUAACAAACAUAUGAGGGUUCACACUGGAGAGAGACCAUUCAGGUGUGGUCACUGUGAAAAGAGUUUCAAACAUGAUUCGGGGCUUAAAUACCACAUGAAUAGCGCUCACAAAUGUACACAUUAGGUCAGUAGGUGGAGAAAGUGGUGUUUUGUGGCUGAUCAAACACAUUUGACCACAUUAUGGAAGCAGAUUCUGGUCAGGCACCGUUUUGACAUGUGGGAACCUCCUGCUGUCCUUAGUGAAACCAAUACUAAAGUGGCUGAAACUGCAGUUCAACAAUUGGCCGCUGGAAGCUCAAAAAAUGAGAGAAGUAAAAUGCAUUUUUCUCUUGUAGAAUAAUUCUUAAUGUGGCUCAGUUCAUUAAAACUGUAUUUUCAAAAGACUCCAAACUUUGUAAACACAUUAUAAAAGGCUUGGGUUUUCUGAUGGAUUUCUACUCCAGGAUGGAGGAACACGUAUCCUUUCUUAUGUCUUUAUGAUUAUUAUUAAAGUUGAGUGCUCAAGGGUCUAGAUUAUAUGAUGACCUUAGUGCCAUCCCUCUUCAGAGUAAAACUGGAGUAAUAAGUGUGUCAUUGCUUUUUCUGUAUGCCAAAUGAUUUGAUUCCUCAGGAUCUACCAAGCUAGGUCAGAGAUCAUGGAGACCUCUUAAGUGGGACUGGACUCUUCAUGGAUUGGAAACAACUGUGUUAAUUCUGUUUGAGAAAAUUUCUUUGCUUAUAAGAUCUGUGAAGUAGCAAGCUGCCAAAUUGAAUGUCGAUUGUACCAGUUUUGAUAAGACGGCCUCGAGUAUGAAACAGAUUGUACUUUGUGUGCACGUGUGUCUUAUAUUCAUUUGUGGAUCAUUGUUACAGGUCUGCAAAAAUGCAACUAUCCUCA
Molecule: messenger RNA, 2061 nt
Organism: Danio aesculapii
Lineage: Eukaryota; Metazoa; Chordata; Actinopteri; Cypriniformes; Danionidae
Product: zinc finger protein 239-like
Exons: 2
Coding region: 130-1308 (392 amino acids)
Biological process (GO): regulation of transcription by RNA polymerase II
Molecular function (GO): DNA-binding transcription factor activity, RNA polymerase II-specific; RNA polymerase II cis-regulatory region sequence-specific DNA binding
Source: RefSeq, a predicted model, not a curated record